UACCGCCGCGAUAGUGUUCGCUCUGGAGUCGGCCAGGGAACCCGCGUGCGGUAGCGACCGUGGACUCGUGCGUGCGUGUGAUAGAGCGUUCCGAAACUAUGGCAGGAUCUUAGUGUCGUCGUACAUGCGUUUAGUUUCUGUGAUGACGGAUUUUGAGUGACAACAAGACUAAAAGGAUAAUUGUAAAAUGGUAUGAUACUAUAGUACACAAAGUGGCGCUGCAAGUGACAACCACCGGAAACCAGUAGACGAUGUGAGCACGGCCAAGUGAAGAAGUGACCCAUCUGUGAUAUAUUAUACGAUACUGUGAUAUUCUUUUGAACAUGGAAACUCUGAUAUCAAUAUUAGUGAUUUUCAUCGCCUCGGGAACAGCCUCAGUUUAUGACUCAAAGCCUUCAGUAUACAGAGGACUCUACUCUCAGCAGGUGGACGACUUUGAGGUAACAGUUCCGCAGAAGAUAACACCAGGAGGUCGACCUCUGGGGGAGGAACUAUCUCACCACCACGAACGACAACGUCGCCUCAAACGAGACGCCCCCUUGGAGACGCUGCACUAUAGGCUGAAAGUAACUGGAGAAGAUGAAAUCCUGGACUUGGAGCCCAGCAGCGCUUUCAUCUCCCCCAAACUGAGAGUGCAUCGCGGAGUCCGAACUCGCAAGGUCAGCCGUGACAAGACCUCUUGUCACUAUCGCGGAGUCGUGCGCAAUCAUCGUGGAUCUUCUGUGGCUCUCUCCGCCUGCAAUGGGCUGACUGGAGUCCUGAGGCUGAACGGCACGGAGUACUGGCUGGAGCCGGCAGCAGUUGGCGCCCAGACGCCGAGCCGACCCCAUAUCCUAUUCCGUCGAGACGCCGCCACCCGUCACCGCAAACGACGCAAGAGGAAGAGGAAGAAAAAACACGAGAAGAAUUGUGGAACAAGAGAGCCCCCCAGACUGCCAGCCGCCAAGCUGGAGUGGGCACCAGUGUCCGGCCAGGUCAAGGUUCAGGGGCGGGGAAGACGCAGAGGCAAGCAUCGCUCCCCUCGCUCUGUCAGCAAGGAGCGCCACGUGGAGACGCUGCUGGUGGCCGACGCUUCCAUGGUCGAGUUCCAUCAGGACGGCGACGUAGAAAUGUACCUCCUCACCGUUAUGAAUAUGGUGUCAGCGUUGUACCAAGAUCCCAGUAUCGGGAACUUUGUCAACAUCGUUGUCGUCAAGAUAGUCCUGAUAGAGGAUGACGCGGAAGAGGGACUAAACAUCACGAUCAAUGCAGACCGUGCUCUGGACAGCUUCUGUCGUUGGCAACAAGCACAGAACCCUUCUUCGGAUAAAGAUCCUCAGCACCACGAUGUCGCCAUCCUCGUCACAAGGAAGGACAUCUGUGCACGCCAAAACACGCCAUGUAGCACGCUGGGAGUAGCACAUGUCGGAGGCAUGUGUCAACCUGCACGGAGUUGUAAUAUCAAUGAGGACAACGGCAUUACGCUGGCGCACACCAUUGCUCACGAGAUGGGACAUAAUUUUGGCAUGUUCCAUGACUCUGCAAAGUCCGGCUGCGUGUCACGACGUGGACCAACCAUGCAUGUCAUGACACCCACCUUUGAAGCUGACUCUCUUAACAUCGCCUGGUCUGAGUGCAGCCGUCGUGACAUCACACACUUCCUCGACCAGGGCCUGGGCAGCUGCCUGGAGGAUCAGCCAGUAGAACAGGAAGACUAUAGUUACCCAGAGCUACCCCCUGGAGCCAUGUACAACGCUGACUAUCAGUGCCGUCUUCAGUUCGGGCCGGAUAGUUCAGUGUGUUCUCCAACAGAAGAGAUAUGUUCAAGACUGUGGUGUAUGGUGGAUGGUAUGUGUACAACCAAUCUGUACCCAGCUGCUCCAGGAACCCACUGUGAUAAACAUAUGUGGUGUGUGAACCAGGCCUGUGAGGCCAUAGGGGAUGCAGCUGAGCCAAUUGCCGGAGGCUGGGGUGAGUGGGGAGAGUGGGGUGCGUGUUCGCGGACUUGUGGAGCAGGAGUAUCCAUCAAAGAGAGGCUCUGCGACCACCCUGCACCUGCCUUCGGGGGCCGAUAUUGCCUCGGGGAGAGACGUCGCUACAGGAUCUGCAAUACCAAGCCUUGUCCAGAAAACCCUCAGAGCUUCCGAGCAGAACAAUGUUCAGCCUAUAACAACCAGCCGUACUUCGGCAAGAACUACACCUGGCUGCCAUACUUUGAGACAAGUGAGCCCUGUGAGUUGUAUUGUACGGACAUGGAUGACACCAUCAUUGCCAGCCUCGGGGACACGGCACUGGACGGCACACCAUGUAACCUCGGCUCCAGGGAUAUGUGCAUCUUGGGCAUCUGCAGGAAGGUUGGCUGUGACUGGCAAGUGGACUCGGACGCAGCUGAAGACAAGUGUGGAGUGUGUCAAGGUGACGGGAAGUUAUGUUCUACACAGAAGGGUUACUACAAUGUGACACAUGGCGAUGGCUACACAGAGGUCGCUGUAAUUCCUAGAGGUGCCAGGAACAUUGCUGUAGAAGAGCUUGGCAGUACUAGGAACUACAUUGCUAUCGGAAGUGCAACCAAUAGCACAUUUUAUCUCAAUGGAAAUGGGGAGAUCACGAUCUCUGGAGAGUACAGUAUAGCUGGAAGUGCUGCUCUCUAUGAACGUCACAAGGAAUUAGAGAAGCUCCGUAUACCAGGACCUGUCAAAGAGGACAUCCUGAUUUACGUGAUAUUCCGGGAUGACAACCCGGGCGUGCUGUUCGAGUUCACGCUGCCUAACGAGCAUCCGAUGCCUAUAGACGAGUUCGAGUGGCAGAUGUCAGAUUGGUCCACCUGCUCAGCCACGUGUGGAGGCGGUGAGCAGAUAUCUCGGGCCGUCUGUCGACACACAAGCUCAGAGAUGCCUGCCCCCGGCAAGUGUCGCCAAGACUCUCGGCCCUCAGACAGGAUGAGGGUCUGCAACCUCCAACCCUGCCCUGUCAGAUGGUGGAUCGGACCAUGGCAGCUGUGUCCUGUGACUUGCGGAGAGCAGGCUGUACGUCGUCGCAGUGUCAUCUGUGUCUCGGGCAGUGACGAGCUGGCUCUCCCCGACAAUGAGUGCGAGGGACAGCCUCGCCCCCGCCACAUCGAGCCUUGCCCGGACAUCCCCCUGUGUCUCCUGGACCCGACCUCUGCUCCGAACAUGCUCCUGAACUAUCGAGAGACCCUCCAACUAAAACAGUCCCCCAAGAGGUACAACAAGUGGACCGUUCUGCCCUGGAGUCAGUGUUCUGUCAGCUGUGGCAUCGGCUUCAAGAAGCGUACCAUCUUCUGCGGUUCCAUCAAGUGCGACUCUCAGACUAAACCCAUCUCUGUCAAACAGUGCUAUAGGCAUUGUCCGACCACUGACACACAGACCUUGUAAAUAAAUGUAUGUACUUUCUAACAAGUUGUAAAAAUUAAAAGUAGCCAUCAUUUUUGUACUCUG
Homalodisca vitripennis (glassy-winged sharpshooter) is the source of this 3437-nucleotide messenger RNA. RefSeq names its product A disintegrin and metalloproteinase with thrombospondin motifs 12-like. Lineage: Eukaryota; Metazoa; Arthropoda; Insecta; Hemiptera; Cicadellidae. Gene Ontology annotation, molecular function: metalloendopeptidase activity. Gene Ontology annotation, cellular component: extracellular matrix. The record is from RefSeq and is a predicted model, not a curated record. The coding region runs from base 324 to 3374 and encodes 1016 amino acids. The transcript has 20 exons. Gene Ontology annotation, biological process: proteolysis; extracellular matrix organization.